This is a messenger RNA of Bathycoccus prasinos, 2364 nucleotides long. Its product is annotated as flocculin. The record is from RefSeq and is a predicted model, not a curated record. Bases 1 to 2364 code for a protein of 787 amino acids. The transcript has a single exon. NCBI's taxonomy places the organism in Eukaryota, Viridiplantae, Chlorophyta, Mamiellophyceae, Mamiellales, Bathycoccaceae.
AUGCGUCGUCGUUCUUUUUUCUUCGUCUUCUUCGCGCUGAUUUUAACGACCAUUUUUAACGAAUUCACAUCCGCGCAAGGAAGAGGAAGAGAUGUCGACGACGACGACUCUUCGUUGUCGUCGUCGUUUACGUCUUUGUCGUCGGUGGAUGAAGAAGAAGAAGAAAAAAGUGGUGCCGUCGUAAAAGUCGCAAAAGGAGAAGAUGAACAAGAAGAAGUACCGGCGGUCUCAGAAGAGAAGUCUCUAAAAGCACCACCAACAUCAUCACCAGAGGAAGAGUGGAGUAAUGCUGACUCGUCGUCGACGAACUAUAAAGAAGACGAUGAAGGUGCGGUGAGGAAGAGAACAACGCAGAAAAAAGAAGAAGAAGAAGAAGAUUAUCUUCGAUCGGUGGAAGAAGGAGAAGAAAAACAGAGCAUUCGGGAAAAAAGAGAAGAAACGUUAUCGAAAGACUCCUCUGCUUCUUCGUCAUCGACUAUCGGAGAUGAAUACGAAAAGAUGAUGGGAGGAGAGGACGAGGGAACUCAAGAAGUUGACCUUCCGCCGGACAGCUCUACCUCUUCUUUAAAAGAUGAAAAUGAAGGAAAAGAGACCGCUCCGGGGUCGGUUGUCGCCGAAGACGCCGUAGAGAAAGAAGAGAAGGAAGAAGGGAAGCUGUCAUAUAUAAAAGAAGAAGAGGAAGAAGAAGAAGAAUCGUCGUCAUCGUCAUCGUCUCGAAAAAUUUCCUCCGAGGAAGAGGCAUCGAAGAAGGAAACGGAAGAGUCGAUGACUUCGUCAACGCCGUCAGUCGGCGAAACGGAGAAAGAGUUGUACGAAGAAGCCGCAAAGGCGGACGAUGUCGCCGUCGUCGAGGAUAAAGACGAGAAAGUUUCAGAAGAAGAGGAAAGUUUCGACGACAUGACAGAACCAGCUUCGACAAACGAAGCCGACGGCGCGAAAAAGACACUCGAAGAGGCUGAAAAAUACGUCGAGCUGAAAGAUGUGUAUGAAGCUGUAAGUGAAGAGAAGAGAACGUCGUCGUCGUCAAAUGAUGGUGAAAGUGGAGAAACUGUUGAAGAAAUGAAAGAGCCUGCGUCAGAAUCUGUCGAAAAAGAGGAAGAUUCAGUUAAGAGAGACGAAGAAAUCGUCGAAGAAGAUGCAGCGACGAAGGAGUUGGAAAUGCCGGUUGAAAAGAAGGAGGAAAAAGUAGAAUCGAAACCAGACGAGUUGAAAUCGAAAGAGACUGAAGAAAGCGACACUGGCAAGGGAGAAAAUGAAGAUGUAUCUUUUGAAGGCGCAACGGAAACGACUACGGAUGAUUAUAAUGAUAAUAAUGAGAGCGGCGCGUCUUCUUCAGGGACCGAGAAGCGAAGACAUCGUCAUCGCAACACGACGCAUUCGAGAAGGUCUUCCACAACCCAUCGUCACAGAAACAGUAAGAAAAGCACAGAAGCUUCGGAUUACGACGAUUCCUCCGUGAAAGAAGAGGAGAAAACGCAAGAACGACCAGUUGAAGAAAAAGAAGAAGAAGAUUUGACCGCAGUCGCCGCUCUCGGCAACAGCGAAGAAACACCUAAUAAGGAGGAGGAGAACGAAAAGGAAAAGGAAGAAUCUACUCGCGAGGAGGAAGUUCUUGAAGAGAAAAAAGAAGAAGAGAUGAUCGAGGAAGAGAAAGAAGAGUUGGAGGAGAAGGAGAAAAAGGUGGAGGAGGAGGAGGGCACCGUCGACGACACCAACGAUUCAUCGUUUGACUCGGACUUCUCUGCCGAAAGCGGCGAUAGCGGAGAAAAAGAGGAAGAGAAAGAAGAAAAGAAAGAAGAAGAAGCCAUUCGUGAAGAGCUUCAAGAAGAAGAGGAAGAACGAGAAGAGGAAAAGAUGGAAGAAGAGCAAGAAUUAGAACAAGAAUUAGAACAAGAAGGAGGGGAAGAGGUAUCUUCGUCGUCGUCGUCUUUUUCUCGAAGAGAACGUGCGAGUGGAUUCCGGGAUGAGGAGGAAGUCGAGGCUGAUUUAGAACCAGCAUCGGACACGAACGAUUACACUUCCUCUUCUGAUUACAGCGAUGAUUCCUAUUCGUCAUCUCGCAAGCCCGUUGGCUUACCAGACUUCAAUAACAUGAUGUCAAACGUCCAAAGUGGGAUGUACAACGUUCAAAUGUUUGCCUUUCUCGUGGCAGUAUUUGCAAUUUUACUUCUCGGCGCGUACGCCAAGUUUAAGUACGAACGCUGGAUGCGAGGUCCGGCUCCGCGUGUCGGUGGUGGAAGUAGAAGCGCUUUCUCGUCGCAAACCACGACGCCGAACAAGGGUCCUCCGAUUGAAUGGUCUGAGGAUUGGAGCGAUGACGACGAUUUAGACGACGAUUUCGGACCGGUUCAUAAAAUCGUUUGA